CACCGACCUUCUUCUUCAGUCUCUGAGAUAAGAUCGUUGCAGAUUUCAAAUUCCAAGUUACCUCCUCUUCUCUGCUCCCGCUCGUAUCCCAAAUUCCAAUUCUCUCUCUCAGCUGAAAGCUCUCUUCAUGUGUCUUUCUUGACGGGCGAUCUCAUUCGCUUGGUGUGCAAUUUCUUGGCCGGGCGACCUCAAUUUAGCAAGCGAUCUCAAUCUCUCAAUCGCAAGCUUGUUCUUUCUGAAGCACUCAACCCAUAUCAGCUUCGCAGUGGCUGCUGUUGCAAUGGGUAAGAGGAAAAUUCCAAUUGAAAAGAUUGAUGACAAGAAAAAGGUGAAUGUGACCUUUUCAAAGAGGCGUAAGGGUCUCUUUGGCAAAGCUUUGAACACCAGUGGCCUUUGCAAUGCCAAGAUUGCCAUGGUUGUCUUCUCCCCUGCAGGAAACCCUUACACUUUCGUCACCCCGACCUCCUCUGUUGAUGAUGUUAUUGAUCAAUACCUCAAUAACAUGCCCUUCAAAGAAAUCACAGAGGUUGAAUGGGAAGGAAAAAAGGACAGGGAACAGUUGAAUCAAUGUUCUUGUGAGGGAAAGAAGGUGGGUUUCUGGUGGGAUUUGGUUGAUGUUGAUAAAUACAGAUCUUUGGAGGAGUUGCAGAUUUUGAGAAGCUCUUUGGAGAGUCUAAGGGAAAGUGUAUGCCAGAAGUUGGAUAAUGCUCAUGCUGAACAGUUGCUAGGGGUUGAGGAUGAGAACAGGGAUGUUGCAGCCUCUGAUUUUCUUACUGGCUUGUCAUCUUGUCCUUUGUAUUCUACUGAUGAAAGCAAGGAUGAUGCAGCCUCUGAUUUUGUUACUGACCUAUCAUCUUGUCUUUUGUCUUCUGCUGAUGAGGAUGCUGGUACUGUUUUUUCCACUGUUGAUGAUGAAAGCUGUGUUGACUGGAUAGUUUCAGAUGACAGUGAAGGUCUCUUUGAUCAUAUUUUUUAUGAUAAUAGUGAUAGUGCCACAAUUUCUGACUUCAUCAGUGAUAAAGCUACUUAUCCUAUGUCUGGUGCUGAUGAAGAUGAUUGGAUAGUUGCAGAUAACAAUGAAGCUUUCUUUGAUCAUCUUUUUGAUGAUAAUAGUGCUGGUGCCUCAACUUCUGACUUCAUCAGUGGUAAAACUGCUUAUCCUAUGUCUGGUGCUGAUGAAGAUGAUUGUAUAGUUGCAGAUGACAGUGCAGAUUUCUUUGAUCAUCUUUUUGAUGAUAAUAGUGCUGGUGCCAUUAUUUCUGACUUCAUCAGUGACAAAGCUACUUAUCCUAUGUCUGGUGUUGAUGGAGAUGCUAUCAAGGGUCUUUCCACCAAUAAUGAUAAACGCUACAGCAAUGUGACAGUUCUAGACAACAGUUCAUAUUUCUUUAAGCAGAUUUUGUCGUUUUGGUCCUAGCUUUUGCAAUUAUUAGACCCAACUUUAUUAUCUGGUUUAAGGUUCUUCUCUUGGAAGGGACGUUUGAUUAUUUGGUUACUAGAUUGUUUUUCUUGAAUGGUUGCAUUUCCAGCCGUGCUCUGCCUUUCACCACCCAAUUGGGUAUUUGUAUCUACAUUAGUUCUAAUACCUCUCCUAUAAGCUUCUGCAUUGUUUGAAGCUAUAAGUGUGGUCUUGUCUAUAGUAACCCACAAAAUAGGUUUAGGAAUACAAAUCUAACCUUUUGUUCUAAUUUUUUCCUCCGCUCUUCCCUUGUGACAGAAAGGAAAUGUGUUUUAUAGGGAAACGUUUUUAGUGUAUGCCUUGGGAAAUAACAAUACCAUUUAUUCUCUAAAAUUUUCUCUCCUCUUUGGUA
Macadamia integrifolia is the source of this 1811-nucleotide messenger RNA. Its product is annotated as MADS-box transcription factor 25-like. Gene Ontology annotation, biological process: regulation of transcription by RNA polymerase II. Bases 281 to 1417 code for a protein of 378 amino acids. Gene Ontology annotation, molecular function: RNA polymerase II cis-regulatory region sequence-specific DNA binding; protein dimerization activity; DNA-binding transcription factor activity, RNA polymerase II-specific. The transcript has 2 exons. The record is from RefSeq and is a predicted model, not a curated record. Lineage: Eukaryota; Viridiplantae; Streptophyta; Magnoliopsida; Proteales; Proteaceae.